This is a messenger RNA of Colossoma macropomum (tambaqui), 2383 nucleotides long. RefSeq names its product protein phosphatase 1K, mitochondrial. Gene Ontology annotation, biological process: protein dephosphorylation. The record is from RefSeq and is a predicted model, not a curated record. The coding region runs from base 785 to 1891 and encodes 368 amino acids. The transcript is spliced from 7 exons. NCBI's taxonomy places the organism in Eukaryota, Metazoa, Chordata, Actinopteri, Characiformes, Serrasalmidae. Gene Ontology annotation, molecular function: cation binding; protein serine/threonine phosphatase activity.
CUCAUACACACUUAGUCACACCCCUCACACACACUCACACCCCUCACACACACUUAGUCACACCCCUCACACACUCACACAUACACACACAGGGCGGCGGAGAGAGCGCGCGGAGGGUCGCGGUGCUGCUGAAACACUCUGUAGACCACCAGGAGGCCGAGGACGCUCCGGCAAGUUGACUAACCCGCACAAUGACUAACUGACUGACCGCUGCACUGAGUCCGCACUGAGGGGCUUCUGCUCUGUGGCUCAGCUGAAGCAGCUGAAGAAGAACAGAUCCCUCUGAAAAGCAGCUUGUGUGACUGUCUAUCUAUCUAUCUAUCUAUCUAUCUAUCUAUCUAUCUAUCUAUCCAAUCAAUCCAAUUCAUCCAAUCAGUUAAUCUACCAACCAGUUGACCGACUAAUUAAUCAAUUAAUUAAUCAAUAAACACAAUUUAUCUACCUGUCUAUCUGUCUCAGUUAAUCAAUCAAUAAAUCAAUCAAUUCAUAUCUAUCUAUCUAUCUAUCUAUCUAUCUAUCUAUCUAUCUAUCUAUCUAUCCAACCAGUCCAAUUAAUCCAAUCAGUUAAUCUACCAUCCAGUUCAUUGACCAACCAAUUGACCAACUAAUUAAUCAAUUAGUUAAUCAAUAAACACAAUUUAUCUACCUGUCUAUCUUUCUAUUGAUUAAUCAACCAAUCAAUUAAUCAAUCAAUAAAUCAAUCAAUUCAUAUCUAUCUAUCUAUCUAUCUAUCUAUCUAUCUAUCUAUCUGUCUAUCUAUCUAUCUAUCUAUCUAUCUAUCGCGAUGUCUCUCUCUGCCCUCUCUCUCUCUCGCCUGCUCCAAUGCUCUCUCUCCUUGGCCGCUCGCCAUGCGAGUGUGCGUGGGGGCUGGUGUGUGUGUGAGAGUGCGUCGGCGGUCCGCCAGUAUGCUGCUUCUCGUUUGGACGUUGAUGGCAGUGGGCGUCCGGCCACAUGGGACUCAUUUGGUAUUUGGGAUAACCGUAUUGAGGCUCCAAUCCUGCUGCCCCCCAGUAUCCGCUAUGGCACGCCCAUCCCCCAGCUCAGCCUCAGCACGGUGGGCUGCUCAUCACACAUCGGACAGCGACGAAACAACGAGGACCGGCUCAGAGUGACCGAACUCACACCAAACGUACUCUUCUUCGCCUUGUUCGAUGGGCACGGCGGAGCACAGGCUGCAGAUUUCUGCUCCGUACACAUGGAGCGCUACAUCAGAGAUGGUCUGGAGGAAGAGUGGGAUUUGGAGGUGGUAUUAUCUAAAGCCUUCCUGCAGGUGGACGCUGCCCUGGCUGCCCAGAUGCAGAUGUAUGGCAAUGCCUCUCUAAAGACGGUGGGAACCACGGCAACGGUGGCCUUGCUGAGAGACGGGAUAGAGCUGGUGGUGGGCAGUGUUGGAGACAGCCGGGCAAUUCUGUGCAGGAAAGGGAAAGCACACAACCUGACCAGUGACCACACACCAGAGAGAAAGGAUGAGAAACAGAGGAUUCGUAACAGUGGUGGGUUUGUUACGUGGAACAGUCUGGGUCAGCCUAACGUCAACAGCCGUCUGGCCAUGACCCGCAGCAUCGGAGACUUCGACUUGAAGAAGAGUGGGGUCAUCGCAGAACCAGAGACCACUCGCAUUACAGUACAUCACGCUCAUGAUGCGUUUCUGGCUCUGACGACCGACGGCGUAAACUUCAUCAUGAGCAACCAGGAGAUCUGUGACGUCAUCAAGCAGUGCCAUGACCCAGUGGAGGCAGCGCACGUCAUCGCUGAGCAGGCUGUGCAGUACGGCUCUGAGGAUAACAGCACUGUCAUCGUCGUUCCAUUCGGAGCUUGGGGCAAGCAGCAGAACUCCGAGUACAGCUACUCCAUGAGCCGGAAUUUCGCUUCCAGUGGACGCUGGGCCUGAAAGGACAACCUUCAGAUCUUGGAAACUGCAAUUAUACAACAUGAUACAGCUUCAUAACAGCAUUGUGUAACGUAUAUUAUGACAAACUCCCAGAUUCCUUCUAAAGCAAUAUUUUAUAACAGCUGAAAAAUGGACGUUUGGUGUGUCCAGUUAUUUGAGAAUAUUCAUAUUUUAUUUUUGUACCCAUUGGUUUUUCCCCCUGUACAUAUUCUUUGGAUAAAUGUGCUAUCUUAGCAUUCUGACCAGUGCUGUUUGUACUUAUUUGGUUCAAUUCAAUGCAAUUUUUAAUUCAAAAAAACACCUGUGACCUGUGUUUAGGUCAGUGCCGUCAACCAGCAUGCGUUAUCUAGGGCAGCAGUUCAAAUAUAACUAGGUUUAAAUAUGAACCAUAUUAUGGUGACUCAGUGGUCAGUUAUGUUAAGAUAAUCACAACAUCAUUUUAACCUGAUGAUUUCAGUUUGAUUUCAAUUAAAUCACUUAAUUUAAGAUUAA